GCGGAGAGGAGGAGGAUGUGGCGCGCGGAGGGGAAAUGGCUGCCGAAAACAAGCCGGAAGGACUGAAGAAAAUACGUAAUCCGGAUCGAAUGUACAGAUCUGCUGUGUGUUAUGCCGGCCAUGUUCCCCCUAAGGGCGUGAGCGAUGACACAGAGAUGAACAAUGAACACGGACAUUUGAAAAUAUACCUGCCCAAAAAGCUGCUUGAAUGUCUGCCAAAAUGCUCUUCGCUGCCGAAGGAGAGACACAGAUGGAACACGAAUGAGGAAAUCGCAGCCUACUUGAUAACAUUUGAAAAGCAUGAAGAGUGGUUAACAACUUCCCCCAAAACAAGGCCACAGAAUGGGUCCAUGAUACUAUACAACAGGAAGAAGGUGAAAUACCGCAAGGAUGGCUACUGCUGGAAGAAGCGGAAGGAUGGCAAGACCACACGGGAAGAUCACAUGAAGCUGAAAGUGCAGGGUGUGGAGUGUCUCUACGGCUGCUACGUCCACUCCUCCAUCAUCCCCACCUUCCACCGCAGGUGCUACUGGCUGCUCCAGAACCCCGACAUCGUGCUGGUGCACUACCUGAACGUGCCGGCCAUCGAGGAUUGCGGGAAGCCGUGCGGGCCCAUCCUGUGUUCCAUCAACACCGACAAGAAGGAGUGGGCCAAGUGGACCAAGGAGGAGCUCGUGGGGCAACUCAAGCCCAUGUUUCAUGGCAUCAAGUGGACUUGCAGCAACGGGAACAGCAGCUCCGGCUUCUCAGUGGAGCAGCUGGUGCAGCAGAUACUGGACAGCCACCAGACCAAGCCGCCACCGCGGACCCACAACUGCCUGUGCACGGGCACGCUGGGCGCCGGGAGCAGCAUCCAUCACAAGUGCAACAGCGCCAAGCACCGCAUCAUCUCCCCCAAGGUAGAGCAGCGCUCCGGCGGCUACAGCAGCGCCCACUCCGAGGUGCAGAACAACGACGUCUCCGAGGGCAAGACCGAGCACAGCCAUGGUGGCGGCGGCGGCGGCGGCGGCAGCAAGAGCGCCCGGGGUGGCGCCGAGGGCGGAGCGGGCGGCGGCAGUGGCGGCGGCACCCGGGAGAAGCGCAACGGCAAGGUGGCCAAGCCCAUGCUGCUGCACCAAAGCAGCACGGAGGUGUCCUCCACCAACCAGGUGGAGGUGCCGGACACCACGCAGAAUUCGCCCGUGUCCAUCAGCAGCGGCCUCAACAGCGACCCCGACGCUGCCGACAGCCCCGUGGUAGCAGCCAUGGGCCACGUGGCCUCCGUCAUGGGCGGCCUGUCCCAGAGCGCUGCCGUCUUCAUGUCCGAGGUGGCCGCUGACGCCGUCUACAGCAUGUCCCCUACCGGCGGCCCCAACACCCACCUCAUAGGGCCAGACGCCUCCUCCCAGGGCCUGGUCCUGUCCAGUGCAGCAGGGGCCGCCGAGGGCCUGGCCAUGCUGUCUGCCACCGCCGUCUCCGAGGAGCUCGUCCUUUCCAGCAGUCUGGACUCCAGCACCAUAAAGCUGCCAGAGACCGCCAUGAACUUUGACCCAGACUGCUUCCUGAACAACCCCAAGCAGGGCCAGACCUACGGUGGCAGUGCCCUGAAGGGGGAGGGCAACUCCUCUAGCUCCGCCUCCUCCUCGGGGGGCAGCGGUAGCACCAACGGAGCCCUGCAGCACUCGCCUCCCAUAUCCGAGUCGAGCUACGUGUUCAACUCCGCACUGGUGAAGAACAUCAAGACCGAGGACACGUCUUUCGAGCAGCAGCUGGCCAAGGAAAGUGGCUACCAAGUGGGGGCAGUGACGGCAAACGGUGUGACAGGCUCGACGGGCACCUGCUCUGCCCAGAACUCCCUCGCUCUGACCCCUGCCGGAUCCCUGCUGCCCUCCGGCGGUGGCCUGAGUCCCAGCACCACCCUGGAGCAGAUGGACUUCAGCGCCAUCGAUGCAAAGCAGGAGUUCCCCUCCAGCGGGGUUCCCUCGGGCUACGGUCGACCCAUGUCCAGUCCCCACCUGGCGCACCAGAACCGCUCGCCCAGCUUCUUCCUGCAGGAGGCCCCCAAGGCCAGCCCACCCCAGCAGGCCAGGCAGGGCUCAGGGCAGAAGGCUCAUCUCCUGGAGCACAACUCCCAUGACUCUGGAACUUACCUGGGUCUUCAGGUGGUCAGGACCGACUCACCCGGCAGCAACGGACAUCUCCAUCAUCACCACGGCCACCAGGGCCAGCACAGAACCUCCAACUGCAACGGGGGCUCCCCGACCGAGGGGCCCGGCCAGGCGGGCUCCCUUCAGCUACUGCAGUACCAGGGAGCCUUUCCGGGACUGGGCCCAGAGCACGAGGAGGUGGUGGGCCUGGAGCAGCCGGGCGGCAUGGGAACCGGCCAGGCGAGAGGAUCCGAGAACGGCGUCGAGGGUUUACUCAAGUCCGGUGAGCACCUCCAGGCCUGCGGGGGCAGCAGCGCAGAGGAGGGCGGGACGGAGCACUACCUGCAGCAGACAGCAGAGGGCGCCGGAGGGGGAGCUGGAGAAGUAGGAGCUCUGCACAAUGGGAGCGCUGGCAGUGGCCCCAACGGGACCCCCCAGCAGCAGUUGCAGCCCCUUAUGCAGGGGACAGGGCUGGUGCAGGGCCUCUACAACGCCGUUGGGCCGCACCAGGGCCUUGCCGGCGUAGGGGCCGGCGGGGGAGCAACCGGAGGCCUGGAGAUCAACCUGGACCACUUCGACAUCUCCUUUGGGAACCAGUUUUCCGACCUCAUCAACGACUUCAUCGCAGUCGAUGGGGCAGGAGCCACCGUGGGCCCCAGCACAGCCCUCUACACCCACCAACUGGUUGCGCCUCCCUCCGGGGCAGAUACCCAGAGCUCCUCGGCCGGGGAAGCUCCUCAGGGCCAGGAUGACGCAGGGACUCAGGGGACCACCUAUAGCCCCGGAGAGCUGUGCCUGCAGCCAUGCUGCAGCCCCCAGGGCCUGGGAGGAGGAGGGGGCGGGGCUGGGGGAGGAGCGGGAGAGGCGGGCUCACUGGCCUUCAUGCAUGUGGCGGAGGUGGUGUCGGCCGCAGUGGCGCAGGGGGCUCUCGGCAUGUUGCAGGCCACCGGACGGCUCUUCAUGGUGACCGACUACUCCCCCGAGUGGUCGUAUCCCGAGGGCGGAGUCAAGGUGCUCAUCACAGGCCCCUGGCAAGAGGCCAGUAGUACCUACAGCUGCUUGUUUGACCAGAUCUCCGUUCCCGCUUCGCUGAUCCAGCCCGGUGUGCUGCGUUGCUACUGCCCGGCUCAUGACACGGGGCUGGUGACCCUGCAGGUGGCGAUCAGCAACCAGAUCAUCUCCAACUCGGUGGUGUUCGAGUACAAGGCUCGCGCCCUGCCCUCGCUGCCCUCUUCCCAGCAUGACUGGCUCUCUCUGGACGACAACCAGUUCAGGAUGUCCAUCCUGGAGCGGCUGGAGCAGAUGGAGCGCAGGAUGGCCGAGAUGGCAGGCCACCACCAGCAAGGGAGCGGAGGGGGCGGAGGUGGUAGUGAUUGUGGAGGUGGAGGAGUGGGAGGCAACGGCGGCAGCAACAGUCAGUCACAGACUCUAGGCCCGGCUGGCAGCUCCUUCGAGAGCCGCGUGGUUGUGGUGUGUGAGAAGAUGAUGAACCGGACGUGCUGGACCAAGUCUAAACACCUUAUCCACUCCAAGACGUUCCGUGGCAUGACGCUGCUUCACCUGGCGGCUGGCCAGGGCUACGCCACCCUCAUCCAGACGCUCAUCAAGUGGAGGACAAAGCAUGCAGACAGCAUCGACCUGGAGCUGGAGGUGGACCCCCUCAAUGUGGACCAUUUCUCCUGCACUCCCUUGAUGUGGGCGUGCGCACUGGGGCACCUGGAGGCGGCGGUCGUUCUCUACAAAUGGGACUGUCGGGCGCUGGCCAUCCCGGACUCCUUGGGCCGGCUGCCCCUGACCAUCGCCCGCUCUCGCGGUCACACCAAGCUGGCCGACCGCCUGGAGCAGCUACAGAGGGAGCGGCACCCCCCCUCCACUGCCUCACCUCCCCACACCCCUCACCUCUCCUUCUCGCCGCCCCCUGAGACCUCUGCGUCGGACAGCUGGAUGGUCGCGUGGAACACCGAUGGAGGGGUGUCGGCAGGGGGGCAAAAAGGCAGCACCGCCGGCGCCACCGGCAGUAACUCAGAUCUGAGAAGACCCCGGUCGGAACCCUCCGGCUACCACGGCGGCGAGGGCCAGCGAGAUGUUCCCCUCGCCAAGAAACACAAACCCAACCCUGAGCUGCAGAAUGCCCAGCAGCCCGAUAAGGCAGCCUCUGUCCCACUUAGCCUGGAGUCACAGCAGCUUCACAAACUGUCCACCACCAUAAAGACACCUCUCCCCGAGACCCCCUGCCCAGACCUGGCUAUGGAAGGAGGCGGGUACACCGGGGGGGUAUCUCACACUAAGCAAUGUGCUAUGCGAGGCCUGGGUGGAGGAAUCAGGUGGAGCCCCAGGGAGCUGUACUCGGGCGGGGCCCCAGGCAGAAAGGUGGCCGGGGGCAAGGAGAAGCUGGCCAGCAGGCUGCGUCAGCGGGAGCCAGCCAGCGCCCUCGUGGCGUCCGAGCGGGCAAUGGUGGGCACGGAGCUGCUGUCCUACAGGGAGGACCUUGAGAACCAGAGCUGCCUGACGCACAUAGAUGACCUGCAGGUAAACAUGAUGACUCUGGCAGAGCACAUUAUCGAGGCCACGCCUGAGCGCAUCAAGCGGGAGAACUUUGUCGCCAUGGAGACCGUGCCCCUGGACAGCACGGGAGUCAGUACCACCAUGAGCUGGCUGGCCAGUUACUUGGGUGACAUGGAACACCUGUCCAGCAUCAUACACCUGCGAUCUCUGUACAGUGAGCCCCUGACCCCCUCCUCCAACCCCAGCCUGAGCCCCUGCAGCUCCCCGCUGGGCGAAGGGCCCUUCGACAGCCCACACCUGCACUCCCCAGCUGACUGGGCCCAGUUCCUGGGCUCCUCCAACAACAAGGUGGAGCAGGAGCUCGCUCAGUUGGCUCUCUCGGACCCUGAGCAGCGAGAGUUGUACGAGGCUGCCCGCCUAGUGCAAACUGCCUUCCGCAAGUACAAGGGUCGCCCACUACGGGAACAGCAGGAAGUCGCAGCCGCUGUCAUUCAGCGAUGUUACAGGAAGUACAAACAGCUAACAUGGAUAGCCUUGAAGUAUGCACUUUAUAAGAAGAUGACGCAGGCCGCCAUCCUUAUCCAGAGUAAGUUCCGCAGCUACCACGAGCAGAAGAAGUUCCGGCAGAGCCGGCGGGCCGCCCUGCUCAUCCAGCAGUACUACCGCAGCUACAAGGAGCUGGGCCGGCUGAAGCCCCAUCGCCAUGCCCCCGGUGCCGCCCUGGUGCAGCACAAGCUCAGAAGUGGUCUGCUCACCAAAAAGCAAGACCAAGCUGCUCGGAAGAUCAUGAGGUUCCUGCGCCGCUGUCGCCACAGCCCCUUGAUGGACCAUAGGCUGUUCAAGCGGAGUGAAAGAAUUGAGAAAGGCCAGGGAACAUGAUAGCCCUCAGAAGAGCCCACUGAAGAUGUGACAUCACUCUCCAGACUCUUUUUUUUCCUUCUUCCUUUUCUGUUUCUACCAGAUAUUUUUCAAGAGGAAAAAUAUACAAAUCAGUACAGUUAAGCACUGCGAUUCCUACUUCUGUAGCAGACCUGCUACAUCGGAUUCUACUUCUGCAACUACACAUACGGCAGCCGUUUGCUUCUUCGUUUGUUUGUUUUUUUGGGUUCCAUUUUCCAGCUACGUCUUUCUAUAUGGGGGAAGUUCUGCGGAAUUACAAACUGCAGCGGCAGAUGGGAGGAGGUCAUUCGCUUCGUGGCAUAUUUUGCACUUUUUCAUGGACUGAUUUUUCUCAUUUUUGGAAGAAUGAAGAACUGCAGCUGUGGGGGAGAAACAAGGGACAAGACUAUGAUGUUUCAGCAAGUCACGAAAAUGUAACGUAGAGGGGAAAAGGUCAUGAGAUAUGGAAUCGAUGCGUUUGUGUUGGGACUUUCUUCUGAAUAUCUUGUCAUUUAUUUUUUUAGAAAAAGAGACUAACCCAUCUUGAAAGACAAAAAUCAGACAUGAGCCAAAAAUUUGUUAAUACGUUGACGCUUCCUGCAUGUGCACUUCCGUUCACGGCCAGCCAUCGUCACCUGCAACCUUUUCCAUUAUGCUGCCCUUCAGCCUCUUCAUGAUAGUUGACGGAGCCGCACAUGAAUGUAGGAAAGGUGUGGCUGGGAACUCCCGUCCUUUUUUCGGAGAGAUAUUAGAGCACACCGAUGGUGGAAUAAAAUCCAAGGAGAUAGUCUGGUAUUUUUCAAAGCAAUUUAAAUUAGGUGAGACAAACCGUAGGGUUGCUUGCUUGAGUUAAUUUCAUAUCCCUUUCCAUGUCCAUUUUUUGCGUUGCUUUGCGGCUUGCUUCCCGUGAAUCUUGUCUUGUGCGGUUGCAUUUAAUCAGGAAAGUGAAAUGCAUGUAUCUGGCCAAAAAUGCCUAUUUCAGUGUUUCUCUGUUGGAAUUUUGAUAU
Scleropages formosus (Asian bonytongue) is the source of this 6517-nucleotide messenger RNA. Its product is annotated as calmodulin-binding transcription activator 1-like. Bases 36 to 5510 code for a protein of 1824 amino acids. Gene Ontology annotation, biological process: regulation of transcription by RNA polymerase II. The record is from RefSeq and is a predicted model, not a curated record. Gene Ontology annotation, cellular component: nucleus. Lineage: Eukaryota; Metazoa; Chordata; Actinopteri; Osteoglossiformes; Osteoglossidae. The transcript is spliced from 24 exons. Gene Ontology annotation, molecular function: transcription coregulator activity; protein binding; double-stranded DNA binding.